AUGCCGUUCCUCAAAUCGCUCUUCACGACGACCGCCGCAGGCGCCGCGGCCGUCGCGGGCGGCUGGAAGCUGUACACGCGCGACACGCACUUCGUGCCCUUCUCGCCGACGUCGCCGGCGUGGGCGUCGUGGGCGCCGCUGCUGAAGCAGCGCAACCCGGGCGACCACCCGCCCGUGUGCGUCGACCACGCCGUGCGCCGCGUGCCGCUGAGCGAGCUCAAGACGGACGACCUCGAGGCCCUCACGCGCGGCUUCUGCGCCGGCGUCUGGUCGGGGCUCGGCUUCGCCUACCAGCGCCGCUUCCUCGAGAAGAAGUACCGCGCCCUCGAGGGUCGCGAUGACCACCUCUGGGACAGGCACGAGCUGGCCCGCAGCGACUACAAGGUCGGCACCAAGAUUGCGGAUCAUUUCGAGGUGGUGGAACGCGCGCCGGGGAAGGUGGCUGUCCGUUGUGGUGACUCCCCGCUGAACGCCGGACCCAGGCCGUCGGACGGCAUCUUCUCGAUGGAGGUGAACAAGGACGACAAGUUUGCGACGUUCCACAUGAAGAGCUUCUUCUUCAACUCCACACCCGACGGCAAAAUUAAGUCGUCUUUGCCUUGGUGGUUCGAAUUCCUGCACCGCGAGUACGCAAAGCUCUGGAUGGAGACGAGCGUGAGGAAGCUGUUGAAGUAA
This is a messenger RNA of Lasiodiplodia theobromae, 675 nucleotides long. RefSeq names its product Fad linked oxidase. The record is from RefSeq and is a predicted model, not a curated record. The coding region runs from base 1 to 675 and encodes 224 amino acids. The transcript has 2 exons. NCBI's taxonomy places the organism in Eukaryota, Fungi, Ascomycota, Dothideomycetes, Botryosphaeriales, Botryosphaeriaceae.